Molecule: messenger RNA, 645 nt
Organism: Vicia villosa (hairy vetch)
Lineage: Eukaryota; Viridiplantae; Streptophyta; Magnoliopsida; Fabales; Fabaceae
Exons: 1
Coding region: 1-645 (214 amino acids)
Source: RefSeq, a predicted model, not a curated record
AUGCCUGCCACUGCUUCUUGGAUCCUUAAGGAUAUCAUUGUGAGAAGAGAAGAUGUUAAUCAACUCCAGCAAAUUUGGAAUGAUAUGCAAUAUAAAAGGAAGUUUUCCAUGAAGAAGCUUUAUGAUCAUCUGUUAAAUGCUGAGAAUAAUGUGAAUUGGAGCCAUAUCAUUCAACAUAAUGCCGCUCGUCCUAGGGUUGUCGUGUGCCUCUGGCUUGUGUGCCAUAAUAGGAUGGCUACAAAGGUUAGACUGAAACGUCUUGGGCUUCUGCAGGAGGACUGUUGCAAUCUGUGUAAUGAGUAUAUGGAGGACAUCAAUCACUUGAUAAUCAAUUGCAGGAUCACGAAUCAUAUAUGGAAGGAAGUGCUUAAAUGGCUUGAGGUGAAUCACCAACCGACUCAGUGGCAAGAGGAGCUGAACUGGAUCAUUCAACACACUAAAGGAAAAGGGUUCUACUCUAGUAUUAUGAAGAUUGCUAUUGCUGAAACUGUGUAUGGCAUAUGGAUGCAUCGUAACAAGAGAAUCUUCGGUACAAAUGCGAGUGAAGAUACUACUAAAGUUGUUCACAAAAUUAUAGAUACUAUAGUGUAUAGAGGUUGGCUAAAAGCUAAUUAUAGGAGAAAGUUAGCUUUGCUUAUGAUGUAA